Knipowitschia caucasica is the source of this 354-nucleotide messenger RNA. NCBI's taxonomy places the organism in Eukaryota, Metazoa, Chordata, Actinopteri, Gobiiformes, Gobiidae. The record is from the annotation of a GenBank genome assembly.
AUGGCUUUAGAAACGGUUCCCAAAGACCUCCGACACUUGCGGGCCUGUUUACUCUGUUCCUUAGUCAAGACUAUAGACCAAUUUGAGUACGAUGGUUGUGACAACUGCGAAUCUUAUCUUCAAAUGAAGGGAAACCGAGAGAUGGUUUACGAGUGCACCAGUUCAUCAUUUGACGGUGUAAUUGCCAUGAUGAGUCCUGAAGAUAGCUGGGUAGCCAAAUGGCAGAGGAUAGGUAACUUCAAACCUGGUGUAUAUGCUGUGUCAGUAACAGGAAGGCUACCACCAGGUGUGGUAAGGGAGCUGAAGAGUCGAGGAGUAAUCUACAAAUCCAGAGAAACAGCAGUGAAGUCAUAG